Messenger RNA from Dichomitus squalens LYAD-421 SS1, 611 nucleotides. RefSeq lists its product as uncharacterized. The record is from RefSeq and is a predicted model, not a curated record. The coding region runs from base 1 to 480 and encodes 159 amino acids. The transcript has 2 exons. Lineage: Eukaryota; Fungi; Basidiomycota; Agaricomycetes; Polyporales; Polyporaceae. Gene Ontology annotation, biological process: proteasome assembly.
AUGCUCCAAACUGCUAACAUCGUCAGAGAGCUUGAGGGCGUGCAGACAGAUGUCUUGCUUCAAGCAUAUGCGGACCGCACAUUGGUUCUGGUGACGCAGCUGGGUAAAGUGGGGAGCUUAAUCCAGGCAACGAUACCUUCGACGAUGCCUUUGCUGCCGCCCCCACCACCUGAUCCAGAGAAUCCCAAUGUCAUCCCUCUCCCGGUUCCACCACCAUCCCUGCAGCUAAUGCCUUUGCUGGGGAGCGCGCCAUCCGAUCGUGUGCAGACGUUGCAUGCUCUCUACGCAUCUCAGAUCGCCACGCUCGUGUGGACGAUGGAGGAGGCGAGCGUACUGGAAGCGGACAGACGGCCGGUGGUGGUUGGUAUCGCAUUGGCCAAAACCUCAGGUCCGCCGGAAUCGUCUGAACUCGGUCCGCGCGAUCGCGCGGUGUUCUAUGGGGUCAUGGACCUGGUGAGAGAGCUGCUAGCACGAAAAUGAAGGAGUCGUUGUGAGUAUCGAAGAGCUCCAGAUGGUCUAUCUGUUUCCAGCCCCGUCGUUGACCCCGAUUGCCCCGAUUGAAAGGUCUGAAGAAACCUAUGUCACUGUACGCUAUCAAUAUUAUACAUGCC